Molecule: messenger RNA, 690 nt
Organism: Candida dubliniensis CD36
Lineage: Eukaryota; Fungi; Ascomycota; Pichiomycetes; Serinales; Debaryomycetaceae
Exons: 1
Coding region: 1-690 (229 amino acids)
Biological process (GO): proteasome-mediated ubiquitin-dependent protein catabolic process; protein polyubiquitination; positive regulation of proteolysis
Cellular component (GO): cytoplasm
Molecular function (GO): ubiquitin protein ligase activity; protein-folding chaperone binding
Source: RefSeq, a predicted model, not a curated record
AUGUUGUCCCAUUUUAAAACAGUUUUCAUUUCCUCUUCUUCCACAGAGCCCAAGCUAGCUCCUAAAGGUAAAAAAGUCACAGGGAACCACAAAGAUUUGAUUCCAUAUGUGAAAAAUGAUAUUUCCAUCACCAAAUCACAACUAAAGAAGUAUAGCACUAAAAAACAACUGGUUAGUAAAAUAUUACAGCCAAUGGACAAUUAUUACAAUACCGAGAAGCAAAAAUUGCAACAAAAAUAUAAUUACAACAAUCUGAAUGAAUUUUAUGAUGAAUUAUUUAACUUAUACAAAAAGCAACUUGAUGAGUGUAGUGAAUUACUAGAACUUGCUCAGAAUAAUUAUACACAUUCAUUAUAUCAAAAUAGUUUGGAAAAUCGUAAAUUAUCAAAUGCUUCAAGAAGUAAUUCGGUAUUUUCAAGAAAUUCUUUACCAAGCACUUCUUCUUCGGCUUCUACUUCUUCCGAAGAAAUCCCUGAUCAUUUAUUGGACCCAAUAUCUUUUGAAAUGUUUACCAACCCAGUGAUUACACCAAGUGGUAUCACCUAUGAAAAAGCCCAUAUUUUAGAACAUUUAAAAAGACGUGGGAAAUUUGAUCCCAUAACAAGACAAGAAUUAACUGAAGAUCAGUUAUAUCCAAAUCUUACAAUAAAAGAGGCAGUAGAUUCAUAUAGAGCAACAAACUCGUCAUAG